Eleginops maclovinus (Patagonian blennie) is the source of this 2421-nucleotide messenger RNA. RefSeq names its product SRSF protein kinase 3. Gene Ontology annotation, molecular function: protein serine/threonine kinase activity; ATP binding. The transcript has 13 exons. Gene Ontology annotation, biological process: peptidyl-serine phosphorylation; spliceosomal complex assembly; regulation of mRNA processing. Gene Ontology annotation, cellular component: nucleus; cytoplasm. Lineage: Eukaryota; Metazoa; Chordata; Actinopteri; Perciformes; Eleginopidae. The record is from RefSeq and is a predicted model, not a curated record. The coding region runs from base 93 to 1313 and encodes 406 amino acids.
ACGGAAAUGUGAACUUGUGUGUCAUGAUGGGGGUACCAGGUCAAUACUCGGUUUGCUGCUGUGUCUGAAGGCUGCACCUGCUGAACUACAACAUGCAAAGAAAUCCACGCUCUGACAAUAUAGCAUCUCAGCAGAAUCACACGUCAUCUAAUAAAUUUGAGGCCCUUGGAUGCCAUGAGCAGCUGGAUCCAAAGGACAGCCAGGACUCCGAGGACCCCAGAGAAUACUGCUAUGGUGGAUACCACCCUGUCCAUAUAGGUGACACCUUCAACAGACGAUAUCAGGUGCUGUCUAAGUUAGGCUGGGGUUUUUUCUCCACCGUCUGGCUAUGUCAGGACCUCAGGCUGGGUCGACGCGUUGCUGUGAAGGUGCUGAAGAGCGGUGAUGGUUUCACCCAGGCAGGACAGGAUGAACUUGCUCUCCUACGAUGCGCAACCAGUCCUACGAGCCGCCGUCCCUCUAGUCAAAGGAUCGUUCAGUUGCUCGAUGAGUUCAAGCUGGCCGGGGUCAAUGGGGUCCACAUGUGUCUGGUGUUGGAGCUGUUGGGGCCCGACCUGAGAAGCUUGCAGCUAUGUUUUGGGAAUCCAGGCCUGGCGCAGCGGUCUGUCAAACAAAUACUGACUCAGAUUCUGCAGGGCCUGGAAUAUCUUCACACACAGUGUAAAAUCAUCCACACAGACAUCAAGCCUGAGAACAUCCUGCUGUGUCUGGAGGAGCAGUCCCACAAAGCACCAAUAGGGGAGAGCAGCUCCUCCUCUGUGCUCAAUGGGAAAGAGGAAAAAGGGCAGAUUAACUCCUACAGCUUAAAGGACAUUACAGUGAAGAUUGCAGACCUAGGAAGCUCCUGCUGGGUGUACAAACAUUUCUGUGAGGAGAUUCAGACCCGUCAGUACCGCUCACUGGAGGUUUUACUGGGAUCUGAGUAUGGCCCGCCUGCUGACAUCUGGAGUGUUGCCUGCAUGGCCUUUGAGCUGUUCACUGGAGAUUCCCUGUUUGAGCCCAAAGCUGGGGAGUCCAUUUCUCUGGAGGAAGACCAUAUAGCCCAGAUCAUGGAGCUGCUUGGUCAAAUCCCACCAGUUGUUGCCUUGUCGGGUAAAUACUCUGCAGAGUACUUCAGCCCCAGAGGAAAUCUUCGUUGUGUGGGCCCAUUGAAGGUCUGGAGACCCUACGAUGUUCUGGUGCAGAAAUACCACUUCCUGUCGGAGGAUGCAGCUGGUUUCUCAAACUUCCUUCUUCGCAUGUUGGACUACCAUCCAGAGAGGAGAGCCACCGCUACACAGUGUCUCCAACACCCUUGGCUGAGUUCCAGUUAGCUUUUUAAAGGCUAUCUGCAGUCCUCACAGCAAGAUUCUAUCAGCAGAACCAUUUGGAAGUGUGUAUUUCACUGAGUGUGAUUUGUGAAUUGUUGGUUAAUGUGGCGCAUAUCUCACCUGAAGCCCCCUUACGCACUUUGUGCUGCUAUGGCGCUUUUAUACUUUUCUAGUGCAAGUCUUUACCUGGCAGACCUUAGCAUCUCUUCAAAAUAUAAUUUGAUUCGGAUGUUCUCUGGCUUCACGGACAGGCCUGAAACUGCUAGCAAGUGAAGUAAGCAAUCUGAUGUAAACGCUAUUCUGUGCUAUUGAAUAUUAAUUAUUUAAAAAAUCUAAACUGUAUAAUUCUCAUGACAUUUCAAAUGGUGUAUAGUAUACUCUAAGGUUGCAUUUAUUCUCUAAUAAAGUCUAAUAAAGAACCCAAUUACAAUCAGAUACAUACAAUCUUCUUUAUUAAUAUAACUCUAUCACACAUGGUCGAACAGGGUCUUUACAAUUGUACAAUAUAUAACACUCACACAAUUUGGAUAGGAAAGAUAAGAAGAACAAUGAUGUUACAAAUAAACUGAUUAGGGACCCUUUAUCUUAAUUAUUCAAGUGUGACUUUCAAUUCCAUAUGUCCAAACCUGUUUGUUUAUAGAGCCUCCUGCUGGUGUAAAAGGAAAGAUCCUAGUAAUAAAUGUAAACCAAAAGCAGGCCAAUGUAGGAAUACUCCACAUGUUUCUCUGAGCUUGUUUUAUGGUGUUUAUGGUGACAUGUGGAUGUCUGUUUUGUCCUCCUGUUAUAGUCAUGUCCCAAAGACCCUAUACGUAUAAAACAUUUAUCCUGCAUUUGCCAUGAUUUGUUCUUCAUAGUAUUAACUGUGUUCAAAUCAAUGUUCCAAACAGCUUUUAAUAGGUGAAAAUGUAUUAUGCUGCCCAAAUCAAUAUUUUGUCUUUAAAGUGAAAUCAAAUGAUUGUAAUUUCAAAAGGUUUGCACAUAAUUACAUAUCUCUACAGAAUAGUUUUGUCUUUUUGCAAUCAGAUGGGCCGCAUGCCCAGCAGCAAACAACAUUAGCAACUAGCAGAUUAACAAAAAAAGGUACUUAUUAAACAUAUUCAUGUUGCCAGAA